AGAUUUGUUCAGGUCAUAAUAACAAUUUAAAGAGAUAGUUCACCUAAAAUGAAAAUUCUGUAAUCAUUCACUCACCAUCACGGAAAAAAAGAAAUCAUACAGGUUUGGAAUGACACGAGGAUUAAGAAAAGAUGACAUAAUUUUCAUUUUUUGGUAAAUAUUCUUUUAAAGUCCCCAAGAAAUUGUUCUUCCUCUGUUGACUUUUAGCCAGGACAUAUCGAAUUUUUCUUUAAAAAAACCUCAGUCAUGCCAGUUAUGUUAAGAGGAAGGACAUUCUUAUUCUAUAGAGCAUUUAAUUGGACAAAAAACUGUAGUGAUUUUUUGAAGCCUCAUCCAAAGUUUAUGGUGAUCAUAUGGUGCAUACGUCUGUACUUAUGUUUCUUCUGUUUUCUGUAGGUAGAGAAGCCGUAUAUGUGCUCCACCGUUCCAGUCUCAGUAAACAGAGGAGCUGUUGUUCUUCAGCCUUUCAACGCUUUCUCUCAGUAGCGUGGCACUAAACUCCAAAUAUGAAUCAGUCUUUUAUUGUUACCAUCUCUGUGAAUUGGUACAACAUAACGGAGAGCAAACACAUGAAUCUGUUUCUCAUCCCUACGGUUCUGCUAACCUCUGUCACACUGCUGGUCAACCCUGUUCUGUCCCUCUGCAUACUGUGUUUUCCUACGCUACGUCAAGAGACCCGCUACCUGCUCCUUGCUAACAUGCUCUUCGCUGAUAUGCUCUUCCUCGCCAUAAAUCUCACGAUGGUCUCCUGCAAUUCCGUGGGCCUGCACAUGCCCCACUCGUUGUGUGAGUUUAUGAUGGUGAGCAUGGUAAUGACAUACAGCACCUCUGUGCUCACUAUCACACUGAUGGUUGUCGACACAUAUGUGGCAGUACGUUGGCCGUUACAUUACAAAGAGAUUCUCCCACCAUCUCGGGCCAGGAAGAUAAUUAUGAGCUUGUGGGUAAUGGCCGCAGUGUGUCCCGUCUCUUUGCUAGUGAUGUUUGAGGUGGUGAUGGGCAGUGACAAGCAGAGCCGUCCGGUGUGUUUAAUGUUGAUUGCGUUGCACUCGCUGGAACAAAAGAAGAUUGGCGUUCAUUUGUACUUCAUCAUUGCCAUCAGCCUCUGCACUGUUCUCAUUGUGUACUGUUACAUCCAUCUGUACAUCAUCACUAAAACUUCUGGGAUAUGGCGUAGUCGGUACUCCCGGGCGCGUAUGACGCUUCUGGCGCACACUCUGUUGCUUGUGAUGUAUUUUGUACCCGCGCUGGUCUUUGCCGUGGAGCUGGCUCUUUUAAAGGAAGCAAGCGUGGAUGUUGUGGGAGUGUGGAUUAACUUAGUCAACAUGUGCGUAUUGAUGUUGUUGCCACGCUGUUGCACUCCUUACCUGUACAUCCUGCGCUAUCACGAGAUUUACGAGACUGUCCAGCAGGUGUUUUGGAAGAAGCGACCCCAAAGUCAGAGGAGUGCAGCCCAGAACUGGACUUGAAGCAGAGCAAGCCUGCAAAAUAACUGUAUCUGGUUGCUCUGUCGUUGGAGGACUCAUUUGCAGAAGAGGGAAUUUAAAAGACUCCUGAGCCAG
This is a messenger RNA of Onychostoma macrolepis, 1562 nucleotides long. Its product is annotated as probable G-protein coupled receptor 148. Gene Ontology annotation, molecular function: G protein-coupled receptor activity. The coding region runs from base 507 to 1469 and encodes 320 amino acids. The transcript has a single exon. NCBI's taxonomy places the organism in Eukaryota, Metazoa, Chordata, Actinopteri, Cypriniformes, Cyprinidae. The record is from RefSeq and is a predicted model, not a curated record. Gene Ontology annotation, cellular component: membrane. Gene Ontology annotation, biological process: G protein-coupled receptor signaling pathway.